Molecule: messenger RNA, 1314 nt
Organism: Acaulospora colombiana
Lineage: Eukaryota; Fungi; Glomeromycota; Glomeromycetes; Diversisporales; Acaulosporaceae
Source: the annotation of a GenBank genome assembly
CAGUCGAUGUCGGUGGUAUCAAGGUCGCUGCGGUAGACAAUGGACAACCAUCCGCUUCGAUAACUUUUCUCGUCAAAGCUGGUCCAAGACAUGAAUCCAAAACCGGCAUUGCACAUAUUUUGAAAAACUAUGCUUUCAAAAACACUUCGGAUCGUUCCGCGUUAAGAAUUGCUAGAGAAACCGAAUUAUAUGGUGGUGUUCUUACAUCCACACUGGGACGAGAGCACCUAGCUCUCACCGCCGAAUUUUUGAAGGCCGUAUUAAAGGAGACUCGCUUUACUCCUCACGAAUUCCAUGAAAGUGUUCUCCCCAGUGUCCAGGCAGAAACUCAAGAGGCGACUCACAACCCCGCUAUCACUGCUCUCGACAUUGCACACGCUUUGGCCUUCCGUAAAGGGCUUGGAUCCUCCCUAUUUGCCUCCGCAGCUGGCCCCCACAUCAACUCUGAAGAUGUGAAGACCUUUGCCUCUUCCGCAUUCGCCAAAUCCAACAUUUCGGUAAUCGGAACCGGUGUGGACCCUUCGACUCUCGGAAAACUCGUUGAAAAGAGUCUAUCGUCUCUUCCUUCUGGCUCCAGUGCUGCAUCCUCUUCUGCCAAAUACUAUGGUGGUGAAAGCCGCGCCCUCCUCGAGACCCAUGGAGUCCAGACCAUCUUCAUCGGAUACGGUGCAACUGGCCCAGUCACCCCCGAGUUGUCGGUUCUCGCCGCUCACUUGUCUGCAACUCCUGCCGUCAAAUGGUCCGAGAGCGAGCCUUCCGCUUUCCCUGGACUACCCCAGGAGGCUACCGUCCAAACUGUCCUUCUCCCUUAUACCGAUGCCACCUUGUUCGGCUUCGUCAUUCAAGCACCCACCUCCGAAGCUGUCACAAAGGCCGGAAAGGCUGUCGUCGCAGGAGUCAAGGCUACAGCGGGUGGCUCGCUCAAGAACGAAGUCCUCAAGAAGGCCGUGGCAAAGGCCAAGUUUACCGCGGCUACCGCUCUGGAUACGAGACAAGGAUUUGUAGAUGCUGUUUCUCUGCAAUUGGCGACAGGCGCAAAGGCGACAGUCGAAUCCACCUUUGCUGGUAUCGAAAAAGUUUCGACUCAAGCUGCCUCCUCUGCUCUGUCGGCCCUCACAAAAUCAAAGCCCGUCUUUGUCGCCGUCGGGGACGUCCAGAUGAAUCAAAGGUUGAGAUACACGCCAAAUCACCAACAUACGGAUGAUAGCAACUUGUUCAAGGAUUACCCGACAGCUGCCGAUGCUCGGGGCUCCUUGCUCCUUCGCUUUCUCAUCACACCGUCGGUAUGGCCAUGUCCCGAGCCAGAUGAAGAUG